This is a messenger RNA of Ectocarpus siliculosus, 729 nucleotides long. Lineage: Eukaryota; Phaeophyceae; Ectocarpales; Ectocarpaceae. The record is from the annotation of a GenBank genome assembly.
AUGAAGCCGACGUCGGGUGAUGGUACAGGGGACCAUCCGUUACAUGUUGUGAAGGAUCCUGUAGUCGCGGUGAUGUUCAUUGCUGGUGGUGGUGAUGUAAACGCGAAGAACGAAAUGGGUUUGAAACCCCUCCACAUGGCAUCAAAUGUCGGUGUUGCGUCUGUAUUGUUCGCUAAUGGAGCGUGCCCUUUUUCCCGCACAAAUACUGGACGGAGUAGCAUCCAUUGGGCGAGGAACGAUUCAAUUGCGCGGGUAUUGCUGGCACGUGGUGUGGACGCGAAUGAUCGGAUAGAUGGUAUUGGGGACACACCUUUGAUGCACGCUCUCACAUUGGAAAUGUGCAAGGUGUUGAUUGAAGGUGGCGCAAUGGUCGAUGCGGUCGAUUCACAGGGGAGGACAGCGUUGUUGAAAAUGUGUGAAAGUUUGGGGAAGGCACACAAACGUGACAAAGACAGAUAUGCACGAAUUAUUGAGUAUUUGGCAAGAGAGGGCGCAUCUUUCGAGAUUAUGGAUACUGGCGGUCAUGGCGUCCAAGGGUUGUCAGGGGAACAGUUUGAGGCAGUCGUGCUGCCCAUUUGGAAGAGGACCAUGGUGGGAAACAUGCAGAAGGUAAUCGAAAAGCAGGGUCUCAGCCACAGUGCGAAGGUUGCAUGCAGGAAGAACAACAUAAUUUGCAUGACAAUGGCGAUGGAUGGAGAUGUCUGUGACGGUAUAAUGGCGUAUGUGUAA